GGGCCGCCAGUCCGCCAUGAACUGCCUGACGGUGCCCGGUGUGCACCCCGGCUCCCCCACCCGGCCCCGCGGGCAGAUACAGGUGAUCUUCGGGCCCAUGUUCUCCGGGAAGAGCACGGAGCUCAUGCGGCGAGUGCGACGGUUCCAGCUCGCCCAGUACCGGUGCCUGCUGGUGAAGUACGCCAAGGACACGCGGUACAGCUCCUCCGGGGUCUCCACACACGACCGGAGCACCAUGGAGGCCCUGCCCGCUCAGCUCCUCCACGACGUGUACAAGGAGGCGCUGGGUGCCGCCGUCAUCGGCAUCGAUGAGGGCCAGUUCUUCCCAGACAUCGUGGAGUUCUGCGAGACAAUGGCCAACACUGGGAAAACCGUCAUUGUUGCUGCUCUGGAUGGGACUUUCCAGAGAAAGGCCUUUGGGAGCAUCCUGAACCUGGUGCCGCUGGCGGAGAGCGUGGUGAAGCUGAACGCUGUGUGCAUGGAGUGCUUCCGGGAGGCCUCCUACACCAAGCGGCUGGGAGCAGAGCGGGAGGUUGAAGUGAUUGGAGGAGCUGACAAGUACCAGUCUGUGUGCCGAGCCUGCUACUUCCUCAUGCGACCGCAGCCAGAGAACAAGGAGAACGUGCCCCUGGGCCUGAGGCAGCUGGAGACAGCUGUGCCUCGCAAGAUCUUCACUUGACUGCUGGAGAAUGGAGGGGAAGGGAGCUCAGGGCUCAGCUCACGGGCACUGGGUCUGCCUCUCUCUACGUUAGCAAACUGCUCAGUGCCUCAGCCCUCCCCACCCAACCCCACACCAAGCGCCGCAACUGAGGACACACCAAGCCUGAUGCAGGUGGAAGGUGAAGCAAAAGCCUGGCUAGAGUGAGUUCCCAUCUCAGGACAAGGAGAGAGGCAAGCAGUUACUGAUGCUGCCACACGCAGCCCCUGGGGCACUGCACGUGGAGCUGCUCACUGGCUCUGGCCAGCUGUCCCAGCGGUCUAAGUGUGCUCAGGCUGGCACUGCUGCUGCUUCUGGUGCUUGUGAACGCAGCCCUUCUCUCUCCUGCACUGUUGCUAAAUUCCAGGUUUCUCAAGACAAUGUA
This is a messenger RNA of Ficedula albicollis (Collared flycatcher), 1082 nucleotides long. It is a transcript of the gene TK1, whose product is annotated as thymidine kinase 1. Lineage: Eukaryota; Metazoa; Chordata; Aves; Passeriformes; Muscicapidae. Gene Ontology annotation, molecular function: ATP binding; thymidine kinase activity. The transcript is spliced from 7 exons. Gene Ontology annotation, biological process: thymidine metabolic process. The coding region runs from base 17 to 679 and encodes 220 amino acids. The record is from RefSeq and is a predicted model, not a curated record.